This is a messenger RNA of Aspergillus clavatus NRRL 1, 627 nucleotides long. RefSeq names its product trafficking protein particle complex subunit 4. The coding region runs from base 1 to 627 and encodes 208 amino acids. NCBI's taxonomy places the organism in Eukaryota, Fungi, Ascomycota, Eurotiomycetes, Eurotiales, Aspergillaceae. Gene Ontology annotation, biological process: endoplasmic reticulum to Golgi vesicle-mediated transport. The transcript is spliced from 2 exons. Gene Ontology annotation, cellular component: TRAPP complex. The record is from RefSeq and is a predicted model, not a curated record.
AUGUAUGUCAAACAGCGCCAGCAGCCCCCCCAAGCCCAAGCUCAAGCUCAAGCUCAAGCGCACUUGACCCGAGUCCCAUUGACACGAAACCACAGGGCCGUCUUCUCCCUCAUCAUCAUCAACAAAGCCGGCGGGUUAAUCUACCAGCGCGAAUUCCAGCCCGGGCUGCGCAAGCUCUCCACAAACGACUACCUCGUCCUCGCAGGGACGUUUCACGGCGUCCACGCCAUCACCCGCUCCAUCACCCCCCGAAUCCCUCGACCCGCCUCCCUAUCCGCAACCCCAGCCUCCUCCGCCUCCAACGUCGCCCUCUCCUCCCCCUCCGGCACAUCCACCCCUACCACGGCCGCGACGACAUCCGCACUCCCCAACCCCGGCGUCCCGGUCACGGGCCUCGAGUCGCUCGAGACGGACAAGUUCCGUCUAACCUGUUUCCAGACGCUGACGGGGACAAAGUUCCUGCUGUUUACGGAUCCGCUGAUGACGAACAUAGAGGUGGUGGUGAAGAAGGUGUAUGAGCUGUACUCGGACUACGUAAUGAAGAAUCCUUUCUAUCAGCUGGAAAUGCCUGUUCGGUGUGAGGCGUUUGAUCGACAUCUAGCGGGCUGGUUGAGGGGGAGGGCAUGA